GGUCAACUAAGUUGAGCAUUGACGCUUGAUGUGGAUCUGGGGCAGGGCCAGAUGCGGACGCUGGUCAAGUCACGGGUACGGAAAAGUCUACAAAAUGGUCUUGAGCGGGGGGCGGAUCCGGAAUCGGCGCAAUGCAGGGCACUGGGAGGACACUGAUAUCCGCAUCUCAAAGUUGAGAAAGCCUAGCAUCCAAGCAUACAUUUCCAUUUCCAUCUUUCAUCUUUCAAGCUUUCUUGGUUACACAGUCCCAUCCAUGGCUGGCAUCAAGGCAUUUGUUGACAGCUGCAACGGGAUGCUGGACAGCGUUCCAGACAGAUACAUGAUGCCGAAUGAAGCUGCCGAUGUCUCCCGGUACGCGGUGCUGCCGAUAGUCGAUGUGGCAAGCGAGAGCUUCGAGAGGGAUCUCGUUGACGCUUGUACAAAGUACGGAAUUUUCUACCUCAAGAACCACGGAAUUCACACCGAGGAUGUGAUGAGGUGCGCUCUCGAGUUCUUCAACUCGCCCAGCGAGGACAAGAUGCGAUACUACACCGAGGAGAUCUUCACACCCGUCCGCUACUGCACCAGCAUGAUGCCUUCGAAAGAAGAGAAGCUCGAGUGGCACGACCACCUCCAGAUGUGGCUCAAGGAAGAGUCCCUCGGAGCGCACCCCUGGCCCGCGUUCCCAGCCAGCUACAAGGACGUUGGAUCCGAGUACGCCAGAAACAUCUUCAAGCUCGGGAAGAGGAUGCUGUUGGUCAUGUCCGAGGGACUUGGCCUCCGCUCAAACCGUCUUCUGGAAGCAUUCGCAGACAUGGUUCUUCUGACGAGAGCAAACUUCUAUCCGGCUUGCCCGAACCCGAGGCAGGCCUUGGGCAUGGAAGGCCACACUGACAGCGGCGGCCUCACGUUUGUGCUCCAGGAUGGAGUCGGGGGAUUGCAGCUGAAGCAAGGCGAGGAUUGGUACAACGUGAGGCCACUCGAGGGAAUGCUGGUGGUCAACAUGGGCGAUCAGCUAGAGAAGCUCAGCAAUGGGAGAUACAAGAGCAUAUUGCACAGGGUGAUGGUGAACUCGAAGAGCUCAAGGCUGUCCGUUGGGGCGUUCCUGGGGCCGUCACUAGACGCGGAGAUCAGCCCGAUUCCAGAGCUGGUGAGCCGGGACAGUCCAGCAAAGUACCGCAGCAGGACUUAUAGGGAUUACAUGCACGAGGUGUACACGGAGCACUUCUCCGGGAAGAAUGUCUAUGUGGCUUGAGUCUUGGGGGGUAGUCAAAGGCACCAAUUUUUUUCUCAUUCUCACAAAUAAAACAGUUGCAAGAAAUGUUUGCUCA
Selaginella moellendorffii is the source of this 1310-nucleotide messenger RNA. Its product is annotated as flavanone 3-dioxygenase 2. The coding region runs from base 29 to 1234 and encodes 401 amino acids. The transcript has 5 exons. Lineage: Eukaryota; Viridiplantae; Streptophyta; Lycopodiopsida; Selaginellales; Selaginellaceae. The record is from RefSeq and is a predicted model, not a curated record.